UAUCAUUCUAAGAAAAGAAUUGGAUCACAUCCACGAGUGGCAGCCCCGCUCGCCGCAGACGCCUUCCGGUCCAGGAACAAGAAAUGCUGUCGUUACCGGCCUCCGGUGUCCCGCCGCCGUCCACCUCCCCUUUCUCGUCCGCACCCGGAACAACCCUCAGACGGAGUUUGCAAAGCAGACAAUGGGCAAAUACUUUAAUUUGGAUCAGCAAUAGACAAAGAUUACUGGCUUUUGCAAAUGUAAAUGCAUCUCGAGGAAAAGGAAGUUCAAGUGGCGAAAUCAUAAUGGUUGAUCCCAUAGAAGCCAAACAGUUAGCUGCCAAACAGAUGCAAGAAAUUCAGGUUAAAGAAAAGCUCAAAAGGCGGCGUCAAGCUGAAGCAGUUAAUGGAACUUUAGCAAUGAUCGGCCUCACAGCUGGAUUGGUCGUUGAGGGCCAGACUGGAAAGGGGAUCUUAGGCCAGCUCGCUGGAUAUUGGGAUGCCAUCACAAGCUUUUUUACUCGAUAGUUCAUCACCGCUUGGAAGGAUUUGAGCUAUUUGAUACAUCAUUUGCGAGUAGAAGACAGAAAACCUAAGUCCUCGCUCAAACGAGGAUAGCAGGGCUCCACAAUCAUAUUGUUUUCAUCUUGUAAAGCUGUUCGAUGGACUCAGAAGGAUGUGCAAACUUGUUUUGGUUUUGCAACAAGUGAGACUUUCUGUAUACAAGGAGAAGCUGGCAUUGCUGACCAACUUGAUAUUGAGAGACACAAGCUGGAAUCAUAAUUGAAAUGCCAACUAACAGGUUGUGGUGGUAGCAUCACAUGCAGCUGCCAUUGUCGAGAAAGUACCCUAUAAAACUGGGUUUCCAGCCUGGCCUGUAACACUGCUGAAGUGUUCGAUUGUGAUUUGCUGCUGGAAUUAGGCACCACUGUUGGCUCUUUUGUCCUGCCCAUUAGCUGGCUACUGUAGCUCAGAUCGAUAAAUGCCAUCUAAAAUCUUCUCUGCUGUAAAAUCUUAAACGAAAUGGCAUUCCAGUUUUCCUAUCAAAUCUUCUUGUCAGUGUCA
This is a messenger RNA of Musa acuminata AAA Group (dessert banana), 1043 nucleotides long. RefSeq lists its product as uncharacterized. The record is from RefSeq and is a predicted model, not a curated record. NCBI's taxonomy places the organism in Eukaryota, Viridiplantae, Streptophyta, Magnoliopsida, Zingiberales, Musaceae. The transcript is spliced from 5 exons. Bases 84 to 506 code for a protein of 140 amino acids. Gene Ontology annotation, cellular component: chloroplast thylakoid membrane.